AUGAAAGCCAAAUCCUCCCACUCAAGCACGUACAACAGGCUUGUCACGGUGGCUGUUGCCUUUGGAUCUCUAACAUAUGGAUUCUCAUCUUCAGUCAUCGGAGGCACCAUCGGUCAACCCGGCUGGUAUGAAUACUUUGACCUCCCUAUGCAGGGGGAGGAAGGCUAUGGUGGAAAGACGACAAACGCGAUUGCAACAGCGAAUGGGCUUUACAGUGCCGGUGGCGCUCUUGGGUCUCUCUUCGUGAUGUGGUCGGCAACUGCAAUGGGCCGCAAACGCAGUAUUCAACUUGGGGCUCUUUUCGCUAUCAUCGGGGGUGCCUUCCAAGGCGGCGCAGCCGCCCUGGCUAUGUUUCAUGUUGGUCGAAUCAUCAGUGGUAUCGGUAUUGGCAUCUUGGUCACCGCUUGUCCAAUGUAUCUCUCGGAACUAGCGCCUCCUGAGAAUCGCGGCUGGCUUGUUGGCCAUCACGCUAUUUUUCUGGUGUUCGGCUACACUCUCGCUGGGUGGCUCGCAUUUGCUUGUUACUACGCCACUGGCCAGAGCCCUUCAUUUGCCUGGCGCUUCCCACUAUGCAUGCAAGUUUUUCCGCCUUUGAUGCUUGGCAUCUUUUCGAUCUGGAUUCCUCGCUCGCCUCGAUGGUUGCUUCAGCAGGGCAAGGUUGAAGAAGCGUGGAAGAUAAUCAUAGCUCUGCGUCGCUCGCCCGAUGACCCAGAUGACCUCGUCGCGAAAGAAGAACUCUACCAAACAAAGCAGCAGAUCGCGCUAGACAGAGCAAAACUACAGGCUGUGGGUUACGGGCCGUGGAUGGCCUGUCUGAAGAAGAAAAGCUACCGAAAGAGAAUGAUUAUCGGUUUUCUCACCCAGUGGGGAGCUGAAUUUAGCGGGCCGCUUGUGAUCAACAACUAUCUUGUGAUUUUGUUCACCAAUCUUGGACAAACAGGGUCUAUGCCUCUUCUCUUGUCAGCGGUGUGGGUGACUACAGCAGGCCUCAUCUACAACCCCCUCGGUGCUUGGCUUCAUGACAAAGUGAACUCUCGCCGUUUUAUGUACAUGUUCGGGACCGCUGGCUGCCUUGUUACAACUGCGAUCCUCUGUGCGCUCCUGGCGACCUAUGCAGGAACUACUAAUACCGGCGGUAAUGCUGGAGGCGUUCUCAUGACAUUCUUGUAUUUGACUUUCCAGGGCACAUUUUGCGACACAACGAUGUACCUUUACGUUAGCGAAAUCUUUCCAACAGAAAUUCGACCUAUUGGGAUGGGGUUUUCGCUUUUUGGGCAAUUUGCUGCUACGAUUAUCCUAUUGCAGACUGCCCCGAUCGGGUUUGUCCAUGUUGGCUGGAAAUACUACCUUGUUAUCGUUUGUUGGUGCAUUAUUUACAUACCCAUGAUUUACUUCUUCUGGCCGGAGACCGCGCGCCUCUCUCUGGAAGAGAUCUCGAAACAGUUCGGUGACGACGUGGCAGUACAUGUCAACGACAUCAGUGCAGAGCAGAGACGAGAACUGGAUGAAUUCCUGAGGGCGAGAAAUGUGCAAUCCCUCGACUCCGGCGAUGUUGUUGCUGGCGUUGAUGGCCAUGAAAAGAUGAAUUCAACGACCGUACCUUCAAUUGAGGUGGAGGAUAAGACCAGGGAGAAGGUGUGA
Molecule: messenger RNA, 1641 nt
Organism: Exophiala aquamarina CBS 119918
Lineage: Eukaryota; Fungi; Ascomycota; Eurotiomycetes; Chaetothyriales; Herpotrichiellaceae
Exons: 7
Coding region: 1-1641 (546 amino acids)
Biological process (GO): carbohydrate transport; transmembrane transport
Cellular component (GO): membrane
Molecular function (GO): carbohydrate:proton symporter activity
Source: RefSeq, a predicted model, not a curated record